Molecule: messenger RNA, 1561 nt
Organism: Amborella trichopoda
Lineage: Eukaryota; Viridiplantae; Streptophyta; Magnoliopsida; Amborellales; Amborellaceae
Product: Glycosyl hydrolase superfamily protein
Biological process (GO): carbohydrate metabolic process
Molecular function (GO): hydrolase activity, hydrolyzing O-glycosyl compounds
Source: RefSeq, a predicted model, not a curated record
AAACGGCAGGGCAUCAUGCUUCUCACUCUCCUGUUGUUGCCAGUUGCCACUGGCUUCACUCUGAAGCCAACCCAAACCAUGGCCUUCACCUCCAAAUGUGCUGCUCUUUCUCAUUUUUUCCUCCUUCUUUUCUUCCUAUUGUCCACUGGCCCAAUUUUUCCGGUGAUCAGUUUUCCAGUCGGUGUGAAUUAUGGCCAAAUCGCUAAUGACCUUCCUUCUCCAUCAGAUGUAGCCAAACUCCUCCAGUCAAUCGGUAUUAACAAAGUGAAGCUUUAUGACGCAGAUCCUAGAGUUCUUCACGCAUUCGCAAACACACACAUUGAGUUCAUUAUCGGCUUAGACAACGAAUUCCUGCCAAAAAUGACAAAUCAAGCUAAAUCUUUAGCCUGGGUUAAAGAUAACGUCCAAGCUUACUUUCCUUCAACUAAAAUCACUUGCAUAACGGUUGGAAACGAGAUUUUAACGGGGAAUGACAGUGUCUUAAUGGCGAACCUCCUCCCUGCUAUGCAAAGCGUCCAUCAAGCUCUGCAAACCCUAGGUCUCGACAAACAGGUCACGAUCUCGACCGCUCAUUCCUUGGCCAUUUUAGCAUCAUCUUACCCUCCCUCUAAUGGAGCUUUCAGAGAAGAUCUCUCUGAAUUCAUAACCCCAUUGCUUGAUUUUCACUCGAAGACCAGAUCGCCAUUUUUGAUCAAUGCUUACCCUUACUUCGCCUACAAAGCUAACCCUAAACAAGUCCCUUUAGAAUACGUUUUAUUUGAAGAAAACCAGGGCAUGAAGGACCCAGGCUCUGGCCUCCAUUACGAUAACAUGCUCUUUGCUCAGAUUGACGCAGCGAGAUCAGCCAUGGCGAGACUCGGACACGGGAGUGUCGAAUUGAAGGUGUCGGAGACGGGAUGGCCAUCCAAGGGCGACACCGAUGAAGCUGGAGCCACGCCUGAUAACGCCCGUCAUUAUAACGGGAAUUUGUUUCAACUCUUGGCCAAGGGGAAGGGCACGCCUUUGAAGCCCAAUAACGCGCCAGAUGUUUACGUUUUUGCGUUAUUUAAUGAGAACAUGAAGCCCGGUCCCGGAUCUGAGAGGAAUUACGGCCUGUUUAAGCCAGAUGGGACGCCGGCUUAUGACCUCGGCCUAGGAUCGAGGGCCGAUCCGAACCUAGGAGAUGCGGCUCCUCCGCUCCGAGGAGAUGGAGCCGAUCAUACCUCAAGUUCUUCCACAUCCACGGCGUCGUUCACCAUUUCAUCGGCAAAGGGCUUGCUUGUGGAUAUGGACGCGGUAUGCCUGCAAAUAUUGAUAGGGACAUUGAUGCUCUUGAUCUGGAGGAAGCAUUUGUAACGCCUCUCUCUCUCUUUCGUUAGAAGCCAUGGAAGGAGCUCGCAAGAUUUUGCCACGAGGGUGAAGGAAGUAAAAAUUGCAGACGAACAGGAUUUGAUUGUUUCCAAUUUAUAAAGAUUUGUUUAGAGGGUAAUGAUUAUGGACGCCAACAUAUUAAUUAGAGGCCCAUUUUUGUAGCGGUGACCUCAAAAUUAUUAUGAGGUUUGAUUCCCACUUUUCACUAUAA